Messenger RNA from Nematolebias whitei (Rio pearlfish), 1617 nucleotides. It is a transcript of the gene dnajb12a, whose product is annotated as DnaJ heat shock protein family (Hsp40) member B12a. The coding region runs from base 9 to 1124 and encodes 371 amino acids. Gene Ontology annotation, cellular component: endoplasmic reticulum membrane. The transcript has 9 exons. Gene Ontology annotation, molecular function: Hsp70 protein binding. The record is from RefSeq and is a predicted model, not a curated record. Gene Ontology annotation, biological process: cellular response to misfolded protein. Lineage: Eukaryota; Metazoa; Chordata; Actinopteri; Cyprinodontiformes; Rivulidae.
GUGUCGCGAUGGACUCAAACAAGGACGAAGCUGAGCGGUGUAUUAAAAUAGCCCUGAAUGCGGUCAGCAACAAUCAGCUGGACAAAGCCAGAAAAUUUCUAGAGAAGGCUCAGCGCUUAUUUCCAACAGACCAGGCCAAAAAUCUGUUGGAGUCAUUAUCUCAAAAUGGAAAGCCUCCAGAUGAAAAUGGCAGUGCUAUGAACGGAGAUGGAGCAGGUGUGAGACACCGCAGGGACAGAGAUCAUCAUGCGGACGGUCCGUCACACGAGCACACAGACUCGGCCAAGUCUUACACAGCGGAGCAGCUGGAGGCUGUCAGAAAGAUUAAGAGCUGCAAAGAUUAUUACCAAAUUCUGGGAGUGGAGAAGGCUGCCUCUGAGGAGGAUCUUAAAAAGGCUUACAGAAAGCUAGCGCUAAAAUUUCACCCAGAUAAAAAUCAUGCACCUGGAGCCACAGAGGCAUUUAAAGCUAUCGGUAAUGCAUAUGCUGUUCUAAGUAACACUGACAAACGAAGGCAGUAUGACCAGUAUGGAGAGGAGAGAACACACCCGAAUAGAAACAGACAACAUCACGACUUUGAAGCAGACAUUUCACCCGAGGACCUCUUCAACAUGUUCUUUGGUGGAGGCUUCCCAUCAAGUAAUGUACAUGUUUACAGAAAUGGAAGAAUGCACUUUGCCCACCAAAAUAGACAUGAAAGACGGGAACAGCAGAGAGAUGGAGGUUUUGCUCUGCUCGUCCAGCUGAUGCCCUUACUAAUCCUCAUCAUUGUUUCUGCUCUCAGCCAGUUGAUGGUGACGCAGCCUCCAUACAGCCUUAGUUAUCGUCAGUCUGCUGGACAUAUUCACAAAAGGCAUACAUCUCACCUAAAGGUGCCUUUCUAUGUGGGGGAGCGUUUCAAUGAAGAAUUUACAGGCAACAACCUGAAGAAUGUUGAGAGAAGUGUAGAAGAAGACUACAUCUCUAACCUAAGAAACAACUGUUGGAAGGAGAAGCAGCAAAGGGAAGGCUUGCUGUAUCGCGCUCGUUACUUUGGGGAUUCUGAAUUGUAUCAAAGGGCACAAAGAAUGGGGACUCCUAGCUGUUCCAGACUAUCUGAGAUUCAGAUUAUACUGGAUGGCUAGUAAAUACUUGCACUAUUACUGGUGUGAUUCUGAGGAGAAAUUGGUCGGAGCCCACUCAAAUUGGAGCAUUUUUCUGCAGCAAAUCAAGAAACUUCAAAACAUGCCUUAUGCGUUGUUGGCAGGAGGCCUCGUCAGAGGUUCUUCCAGCCGCUCGAUUUAGCCUGACGUCCUGUAGAACUGUGAGAAGCUUCGACUCGACUGCUGACCUUUUCUUACUCCUCUCCCGGCGGCAGCCAUGAGUCCAUUCAUUUUGGAACGUGAGAACGUUGAUAUCGGUUUGAUAAAUUAAAGCUGCUGAGAUUAGCUUUCCUUCCUGAACAUUUUAUUUUUCCUGACAACAAAAAAAAAAGUAAUCUCAAGGCCUUCUCACAGACACUCUGAGCCACUCACGAGGAAAAAGUAAUUUUUUUUAUAGUUCUGUAAAUACUUAACUUUUAACAAUGCAGGAGGGGUCGUUGGAGUCAUUUACAAUGUUUUGUGGAUUUGCUUGUAG